Messenger RNA from Galeopterus variegatus (Sunda flying lemur), 603 nucleotides. Its product is annotated as histone acetyltransferase p300-like. The annotation marks the transcript as partial. The record is from RefSeq and is a predicted model, not a curated record. NCBI's taxonomy places the organism in Eukaryota, Metazoa, Chordata, Mammalia, Dermoptera, Cynocephalidae. The transcript is spliced from 2 exons.
CUUUCCCAGCCAGCUGUAAGCAUUGAAGGACAGGUAUCAAAUCCUCCAUCUACUAGUAGCACAGAAGUGAAUUCUCAGACCAUUCCUGAGAAGCAGCCCUCACAGGAAGUGAAAAUGGAGGCGAAAAUGGAAGUGGAUCAUCCAGAACCAGCAGAUACUCAGCCAGAGGAUAUUCCAGAGACUAAAGCAGAAAACUGUAAGGUGGAGCCUACAGAAACAGAAGAGAGAGGCACUGAGUUAAAAACUGAAAUAAAAGAGGAGGAAGACCAGCCAAGUACUUCAGCUACCCAGUCAUCUCCAGCUUCAGGACAGUCAAAGAAAAAGAGUAAGUCUCUUAGGCUAUCUGCUCCUGGGGGCAAAGACCCAGAGUAGACUGGUGUCAGGCCCCUUGGGCUUCAGAAAUUGACGUUAAUGUAAUUUCAUCAAGUGUGAAUCCCUGGGCCUAGUCUCUUUGUUGUUACUAAUGUUGGAAAAGAAUUUUUCUUUCCUUUAGGUGUAUUCACUUGGUAUAACCACUGGGUCAGUCAUAUUCCUCAUUUCUUCAGGGCAUGGUACGUGGUUAGCACUCUCUAAAAAUUACCUCUUUUUCAGAAGCAAGAAAUU